CUUGUCAUUGGCCUCUCUGGCCGGAGUUUGACAGCUAACUGGCUGCCGGCUGUCAAGCUAGUUGGACGGGUGCGGUUGGGUGUCCGUCAGUGUGCCCCGGUUGUAUCAUUGAGAGGUCGGGUCUAGCCGCGUCUGUGAAAGGAGCACUGAGCUGUCGCCGCGGAGCCUGAGCUCAGGGGUUGAAAGAGGCAGGUGAAGAGGAAGGAUGCCCGGCGAUCUGCCACUCGACAUCGACAUUAAGGAGCCGCGAUGGGACCAGGGCACCUUCGUGGGCAGAGCCAUGCACUUCUUCAACGUGACCAACCCCCUGAACGUGCUGCUGUCCAGCGACACCCUGGAGGACGCACGGAGGACGGUGGAGAAUUACAAGCUGGGGAUAGUGAAGCCGGGCCUGACGGAGGAUGAGCUCUGGAGGGCCAAGUACAUCUAUGACUCCGCCUUCCACCCCGACACUGGCGAGAAGAUGAUCCUGAUUGGACGCAUGUCGGCCCAGGUGCCAAUGAACAUGACCAUCACUGGCUGCAUGCUCACCUUCUACAGGACGACACCCGCUGUGGUGUUCUGGCAGUGGGUCAACCAGUCCUUCAACGCCGUUGUCAACUACACCAACCGCAGCGGAGACGCCCCCAUCACUGUGAAUCAGCUGGGAGCAGCCUAUAUCAGCGCCACAACAGGAGCGGUCCUCACUGCGCUGGGACUGAAGUCUCUCACCAAGCACUUUCCUCCUAUAAUAAGCCGCUUUGUCCCCUUCGCUGCGGUGGCUGCUGCGAACUGCAUCAACAUCCCUUUCAUGAGACAGAGGGAGCUAAAGUUUGGGAUCCCAGUGACGGAUGAGGAGGGGAGGCGGCUGGGAGAGUCCACCAUCGCUGCCCGCCAGGCCAUCGCCCAGGUGGUGGUUUCCCGGAUUGGCAUGGCAGUGCCUGCUAUGGCUAUCCCUCCUGUCAUCAUGAAUGCCCUGGAAAAGAAAGCUUUCAUGAAGAGGUUCCCAGUGCUCAAUGCUCCGGUUCAGGUUGGACUGGUGGGGCUGUGCCUGGUCUUUGCCACUCCACUGUGCUGCGCCCUGUUCCCACAGAAGAGCUCAAUGAAGGUGUCCAGUCUGGAGCCUGAGCUACAGGCCAAGAUCCAGGAGGUCAGCCCCCACACCAGCAGAGUCUACUUCAACAAGGGCCUGUAGGAGGGAGACUGUUGGGGGGGUGGGGGGGUGUCUUUACAUAAAUCUGUAUCUUAGUGGGCACAGGUCAGAAGUCAUGAAUGUAUAAAUAUUUCCAGCCCCUUUUAAUCUGGAUGAUCCCUCUAAAUGUCCAAAAAUGCUUUUAGAAACAAUCUGGAGGCAAAAUAUUGUUUUUGUAGAUUUCAAAAAGAGUGUCUUGAAAAGUCCAAUAUGGACCAUUACUGCGUACAGCAGCAAUGCUGUGAUGUUUCUGUCUGUUUAGACUCAGGAGAUUUGCUAACCACUUUCGUAAAAAUGUGCACACACACAAUAGACAGGGCACCCUGCGUUGACCUUCUGUAGGUGGUUUUAUUGAAUGUUUGAGGAUUUCAGGUUCUGGGGGUGCUGUUUUAGUGACCAGUUCUCGGGAUGCCUAGAGCACUGGGCUCUGCUGUGAGCAAAUGUUUGACAGAUGAGUGUAUGUGUCAGUUUUAAUUCUGAAGGUUUAUGGUCCCUGUUUUUUCAUGUAUAUCACUCCUUUUGUGCCCCCCACAAUGUGGACUUGUGAUCAGUGGGUGCCCCGCAAAACCAGCGUCUGGUCAUCUGCUCUUUUAGCACCGAAGAACCAAAAUAUGCAACUUGACGUACGAUGGCUUGACUCUUACGUUGCCUGAGUAGGUUUGAUGUUUUAAGAUGUUUGUAUUUUUCUUAUUGUUGAAUGUCUUGAGGAGAAGCACACCCUUUCACUACAAUGCACUGAUCCCCAAGGCCCUUACUGCUUCUGACCCAGGGAAGCCUCAGUGGGUGUAUUUGCUCUUAGGUAGAAAAGUGACAGAGGAGCGAGGGUUCGAAGGACAUGCUGCGGAGAGCACUUCACACAGAGCAACAGUUUCUAGAGUAAAGGAGGAGACUGUUCUAGUCAUAACAGCUCUCAGGACUCGGAGGAGUCUUGGACUUUGCAUGGAAAGGCUCUGGUCUUUUUGCAGAACAAGUUUAGCAGUGGCUUUGACUACAUGCCUGGAGAUGUGGCUGUGAUCUCACCUGGGCAUGUUGCAAUCGGUCCAAAGCUAUCGAAUUGACUUGUUAAAUCCUAAACAGUGUUCUGUUUGCCUGCUUUAGAUGGGGCAUGUUUUUACAGUAGUCAGUAUGUGACAUGGUUUUCAAGCUCGGAGUGUGUUUGUAUGUCUGGUGAGAGCCUAAGAGGGUUUAAGAGAAGAAAAAUCAUUUGUUUAUGAGCGGUUUAGAACAAGCUAACAUUUUAUUACAUACUGAUGUUGUUGUAGAUUAUUCUUUGCUGUAGUGUCAUGUUGUGUGUCAGUGAUUUAUGCGUACAGUAUGUAGCUGUGCUUUGAUAGGAAAUCAGUGAUGUCAUUUUCUUAUUAGACAAGGGUUAUGAGGCUAUUUUCUCCUUCAAGGCGCAUCCAACAGCCUAAGAAGCAGUGACAUCAUGUGCAAUUUAGUCUGACAUUUUUAGAAAAUCAAUUGGUCCUAUUUAUACUAGUGUAAAACCAACAGUACAUAGAUGGACAUGCUCCUAUUAUACACAGUACAUAUAUAACACUAUAUGAAAUAUAAAAAACUGUAUUGCACAGGUCAGCUCAGUAUCCCUCAAUUCUGCACAUUUUCAUCACCAACAGGCAGUAAUGGAAGCACACUCUUAUUUAACACUAAUUCCCCCGUUAAGGAGCAACGGUAUUUGUUCCUUCUAGUGUGUGAGUGCAGUAAGUCCGUACUGUUUCACCUUAACCUCCUGUCUCUGCCAAGGCGUGGAAGGGGUUGUGUUGACAACGUGUCACUUAGGAGCCUCAGAACAAGGGUAAACAAGACGUUGGUUCUGAGUGAAGGAGAUACAGACUGUUACAGUUCACAGCACUUUUUGUUACAGUAUCUCUUUGGUAGCUCAGAGAUUAUGCUUUGCCUAAAAUAAUUUAAUAAUUAUUCAAGGUUACAUUGGUACAAUAAGUUCCACUGCUCAAACUUAUUUUAUCCUUGCUUCUGAUUUACGGAGAGCACACAUAUUGUUCAUCUUCUUGAUAAUUAUUAUAUUUGGGUUCAUUUUUUAUUGCACUCCUAACCUACCUAUAUAUAAUAUAGUUUAACAUGCAGAGUCUACAGACAUCUUGUAUCCUUUCUGUUUAAAAAAAAUACAGAAUGAAUGCAAAUUUGAAUUAUUUGCAUGUAGAUUUUCUCUUUAAGAAAACUUUUACUUCUGUACUGGGUUUGCUCUACUUUCCUCCUAACUGAAACAAACCCUGUCUGAACACCUCAUUUAAGACGGAGAUUUUAUUUCUGUUUUUUCUUUGACACUUUCUUGUGACAUUCUUCACGGUGACGUUCUUAACAGCGGAAAUUCAAGAGGGCUGCUGAGUGGCUCUUUCGCCACUAGGGGGCGUUCGUUCCUAGCGCAAACGCUACCAGUCUGCUGUGAGCUGGAUUCUCCGGCUCACUGCAGGCAGACGGUUGCUACAACUACAGUCGUAAGGUUGGAGUCAGUCAAGGUUGUACUUCCUGAUAAGAUGGGCUUUCCUCUAAGGCACGUUGACUGCAGCAUGAGUGCUCUCACUGUCCUCGUUUGCCAUGUGCAGUUUCAGAGUGUCCAACUUACCUAAUAACUGCCCAUUCCAUACUGGAAUGAAAAACGAUCUGGAAAUCCUGAAUUCAAACAAAUCAAGCCCAGGAAUAAUGCAGAAUUAAAGAGCAACAGCUGGGCAAAUUCAAUCUGUAUAUAUAGUGUCUGGUUGGUAAAAGUGGAAAGACUGCAGUAGGGACUCUUGGCCAAAACAUAUUCACACAGAAUCUCUUGUACAGUCUGAUUUUUACAAUUACUGCAGCUUGUGGACGGAUUUAACAUUGAACUUUUUAACACUGAAAAGCUUCCUGAAUCAGCUAAAAAGGUUUGUAGGAUUCACUUACAAGCAAGCACCUUUGUAGAAUAGAGGUAAUUAAAUUCCCUUUCUGAUCACCCAGUGUAUUGUAUGUUCCAGUAUUUGUUUUCUGGGGUAAAUCUCAUGUUGCCAAGGACAAUCACAGAUUCCGCAGUCCGGGCCGAGCGAGAUGGGAGCGUGUCCAGAGAAGCUCUUACUGGGCGACAGCUCUUCAUCUCAAAGCGCACACUGCUGCUACCUGUCCUGCUCAGCACGCGAGCUCAAGUAUGUUUUCCUCUGUAUUAAACUGGAGUGUUUGCCUCGCUUUCAGGGUGUAGAUUUAAUGUAAGUGACAGAAUAAAAUGUAUUUUGGAAAACA
This is a messenger RNA of Lepisosteus oculatus (spotted gar), 4393 nucleotides long. It is a transcript of the gene sfxn3, whose product is annotated as sideroflexin 3. NCBI's taxonomy places the organism in Eukaryota, Metazoa, Chordata, Actinopteri, Semionotiformes, Lepisosteidae. The record is from RefSeq and is a predicted model, not a curated record. Gene Ontology annotation, molecular function: monoatomic ion transmembrane transporter activity. Gene Ontology annotation, biological process: serine import into mitochondrion; monoatomic ion transport. Gene Ontology annotation, cellular component: mitochondrial inner membrane.